CUUACUUGUUCCUUUGCAACUAUGAAGUAUUGUGUCUAUCCUGUAGAGGACGUGCAUAAUUGCUUAAAUCAGCGGAGUCGGUUUCACCAAAAAUGGGAGCGUUGCUGGCAUCAAACCUUGCUACAGGAACUCGGAACUGCACAUAUGAAUCUCUUUCUUUCUGAAGGCGUUUUGCGAAACACGUUUAAACUUUUUUUGGAUAGCACGAUAUUGAGCAGAACGCGUUAAUGCUGAGUGUCUUAAAAAAACAGCAACAUUAAAAACAGUUUGACAUAAAAAUAGCCGAGUUAUUUCCUAACACUCGAAAGCAGUGAUCUACAACAAACUCAGAAUUCAAGCUUUUAUAAAACCAGUGAACGUUAGAAAGGGAUAAUAAGCAAAACGGGAAAAGGAUUUGAGCACAUUUGCCGGUAAAGGUUUCUGAGGGGGAAAUCAGCUGGUUCUUAGGAAAGCGAAAGUGAAAAUUAUUUCUCUAUACUGCUAGUGCUAUACUGUGCAGGGUCCCUUUUCAUUAAAAAAAACCCAAUUUUUUACUUUUAUCAGUGUACUCUUGCAAUUUGGUGAACGGAAAUGUCAUCAAUCUCAGAAAUAGACGAAAGUCUGUAUUCUCGGCAGCUGUAUGUGUUAGGACACGAGGCCAUGCUGCGCAUGAAGGAGGCUAAUGUGCUAAUCUCGGGGAUGAAGGGUCUAGGAGUGGAGAUUGCCAAGAAUGUCAUCCUGGCAGGAGUCAAGUCUGUCACUAUCCAGGAUGAGGGCAUCACUGAGUGGGCUGACCUGUCCUCGCAGUUCUAUCUGCGGGAGAGUGAUGUCGGUCAGAACCGGGCCCAGUCCUGUGAGAACCAGCUGUCAGAGCUCAAUUCCUAUGUCAGAGUGUCCUCCCAUAUAGGACCGCUCUCAGAGGACCUCCUGGCCCAGUUCCAGGUGGUGGUCCUCACCAAUUCCUGUUUGGAGGAACAGCUUCACAUUGGGAGUUUCUGUCACUCAAAUGGCAUUAAAUACAUUGUAGCAGAUACCAAAGGCCUGUGUGGACAGUUGUUCUGUGACUUUGGGGAGGAGUUUGAGGUGACAGAUCCUAAUGGGGAACCACCAGUUUCAGCCAUGGUUGUUCAUGUCUCUAAGGGCAACCCAGGAAUAGUGACCUGCAUGGAUGAGCAAAGACAUGGAUUCCAAGAUGGUGAUCGCGUGACGUUUUCCGAUGUCUGUGGCAUGACGGAGCUCAAUGGCCUCGGGCCAGUUGAGAUCAAAGUCUUGGGUCCUUACACAUUCAGCAUUUGCGAUACCUCAGGCUUCUCUGAGUAUGAGAGGGGAGGUGCUGCCACAGAGGUUAAAAAGACAAAGAAACUGAGCUUUAAACCCAUAAACGAAGCUCUAACUCAGCCUCAGAUCACUGCGACUGAUUUGGGAAAGUUGGAACGUCACCAGACACUGCACGUUGCUUUUCAGGCUCUCCACCGGUUCAUUAAAGAUUCAGGCAGACUGCCUAAACCAAGAGCACAGGGUGACGCAGAACGGUUGCUUGCAUUGGCAAAGGAGUUGAAUGCGGAUGUCCUGAAUGAGUUAGAUGAGCACGCCGUGCGCAAGCUGGCAUUCACAGCAGUGGGAGAUCUGAGUCCUGUCAAUGCCUUUAUUGGAGGUUUGGCAGCCCAGGAAGUCAUGAAGGCCUGCAGUGGAAAAUUUACCCCACUGUAUCAAUGGUUGUACUUCGAUGCUUUUGAGUGCCUGCCGGAGGAGGACGAGGAGUUGAUUCUGACAGAGGACACCUGUGCCCCUCGGGCCUGUCGUUAUGAUGGACAGAUCGCUGUGUUCGGUUCUGCUUUCCAGGAAAAGCUUGCCCAGCAGCGCUACUUUUUGGUGGGAGCGGGUGCCAUUGGUUGUGAGCUAUUGAAAAGCUUUGCCCUGAUUGGCCUGGCAGCUGGAAAGGGCGGGCACAUCACUGUGACUGAUAUGGAUUCCAUUGAGAGGUCCAAUCUGAACCGACAGUUCCUGUUUAGGACUGAAGACAUUAUGAAAUCCAAAUCGGAAACAGCCAUCCAAGUGAUCAGGAGAAUGAAUCCUGCUCUCCACAUCACGGCCCAUCAGAACCGAGUAGGUCCGGAGAGCGAGCAGGUCUACGGACAUGAGUUCUUUUCCCAACUCGAUGGUGUUGCUGCUGCUCUGGACAACAUUGAAGCCCGAGUGUACGUUGAUGGGCGUUGUGUUCAAUACCAGAAGCCCCUUCUGGAAGGAGGAACUCUAGGUGCCAAGGGGCACACCCAGGUCAUUGUGCCCUUUCUGACAGAACCUUAUGGACCAGCUAAAAGUGGGUCCCAGAACUCAUUCCAAUUGUGCACACUCAAGAACUUCCCAUAUCGAAUUGAACACACCCUUCAGUGGGCCAGAGACCAGUUUGAAGGGCUUUUCAAGCAGCCAGCAGAAAAUGUUAACCAGUAUCUUAGUGACCCUGGCUUUCUGCAACGAACUCUGAAGCUGGGGGACACAGAGGCUCUGGAGAUUUUGGAGGGAGUGUACAACAGCAUUGGGGAGCAGCGCCCACAAUGCUGGGAGGACUGUGUGAGCUGGGCCCGGCGGCACUGGGAGAGUCUCUAUAAUAAUGCCAUUCUCCAGAUGCUGCACUGUUUUCCUCCAAAUGAGAAAACAAGCUCUGGUCUGCCCUUCUGGUCAGGACCUAAAAGAUGUCCUCAUUCCUUGACCUUUGACCCCAACAAUACCACCCAUAUGGACUAUAUUGUAGCUGCAGCAAAUCUCUAUGCUCAUACCUAUCGUAUUGAUGGUACCAGAGAUAGAAAUGCCAUUCUGAAGAUCCUCCAUACAGUCAGAGUGCCAGACUUUUCUCCCAAAUCCAAUGUGAAAAUCCACCUUACUGAUCAAGAGAUGGAAGAGGACAAGGGGACAGUGGACAAAAUCAAGCUGGAUGAGCUGAGCGAGAAGCUGGCAUCCCCAGAGACAUUUAGUGCUUCCAAGAUGUUCCCAGUGGAAUUUGAAAAGGAUGACGACACUAAUUUCCACAUGGAUUUCAUUGUUGCUGCAUCCAACUUGAGAGCUGAGAACUAUGACAUCCCCCCAGCGGACCGCCACAAGAGCAAGCUGAUUGCUGGACGGAUCAUCCCUGCUAUUGCUACGACCACGGCUGCUGUGGUGGGCUUGAUGUGCCUGGAACUGUACAAGAUUGUCCAGGGCCACAAAAAGAUACGCUCCUACCGCAAUGGUUUUGUGAACCUGGCUGUCCCGUUCUGCGUUCUGUCCGAGCCUUUGAGAUCACAGGCAUUCACGCUUGCAAAGAAGGACUACACUGUCUGGGAUCACUUCCCAGUUCAGGGCAAGAAGAAUGGCCAGGAGGAAAUGACCUUAGAGGAGCUCAUUGCAGUCUUCAAGUGUGAAUAUAACCUGGAGAUAAUUGCCUUAUUCUAUGAAAAUGCACUUCUCUAUUCUAAGGAUAAUGAGUCGCAUAAAGAAAAGCUCAAACAGAGAGUGUCUGAUGUUGUGAGGAAGGUCUUCAAGAACGGGAUUCCUCAUCAUCAGCAGGUGCUGGUGCUGUAUGCUGACUUUGCUGAAGACAAUGCAAGUCAAGAAGUUCCACCCAUACGGUACCAAUUCAGAUGAUUCACAUUUAAACAUUCUGGCAUCUGAGGAGUAGCUACAUAGAACUGGGGGUGUACACAGCCAAGAAUCUAUUCUUUUUAUCUUAUUAAGGGUUUGAAUCAAGAAAAUGCAUCUAAAGCUUAUUUCUGAAGCUUCAAUGUUUAGCCUAAUUUUGAGGUUGUUAUUAAUCUGUGCUACUGUACCUUGCAAAGCUUUUUGACUUUCCUGAGUCAUGUCUUGUUAAAUCACUGUAUUACAUGGAACUUAAAACAAAUUGUAGUUUGAUGUCACUGCUUCUGAUAUAAUGCUGUGUGAUUUUUGUAUAACAUGAGUUAUUGAAGUUUGCCAAUGUAAAAUCUAAUUAAAUGUUCAGAGCAUUGAA
Messenger RNA from Lepisosteus oculatus (spotted gar), 3961 nucleotides. It is a transcript of the gene uba7, whose product is annotated as ubiquitin-like modifier activating enzyme 7. Gene Ontology annotation, cellular component: nucleus; cytoplasm. Gene Ontology annotation, biological process: DNA damage response; ubiquitin-dependent protein catabolic process; protein ubiquitination. The record is from RefSeq and is a predicted model, not a curated record. Lineage: Eukaryota; Metazoa; Chordata; Actinopteri; Semionotiformes; Lepisosteidae. Gene Ontology annotation, molecular function: ubiquitin activating enzyme activity.